AUGGCCUCCAUAAAAAUCACGGCAUCUUUCGUUCUCUUUCUCACAAUUUUAACAUAUUCAAAUGCAAGGCUAGGAUUUCUCAAGGAGACCAAACGAGCGGUCUUCGUCCAGAGUAACUCCAACGAACAAAUCAUGACCACGGCGGAGCUACCGAAUAGGAAUGGUAAUGGGAAUGAAAUUGUGACGAAGCUGAAAGGGGAUGACGAAGGGCCGAAAGGGAAGGACAACGAGCCAGAUGAGGAUGUCGCGCCGACUGAGGAUGAGGAAGAGCCGAAAGAUGACGACGGAAAGCCGAAAGUGGAUGACGACAAGCCGAAAGGGGAUGACGACGGGCCGAAAGGGAAGGACGACGAGCCGGAUGAGGAGGACGUGACUGAGGAUGAGGAAGAGCCGGAUGAUGAUGACGGAAAGCCGAAAGUGGAUGGCGACAAGCCGAAAGGGGAUGACAAUGAGAGUGAUACUAAGAAGGAUGAGCCGAAAGGGGGUGACGACGGGCCGAAAGGGAAGGACAACGAUCCGGAUGAAGAGGACGUCGCGCCGAUUGAGGAUAAGGAAGAGCCGGAAGAUGAUGACGAAAAGCCGAAAGUGGAUGGCGACAAGCCGAAAGAGGAUGACAAUGAGAGUGAUACUAAGAAGGACGAGCCGAAAGGGGAUGACGACGGGCCGAAAGGGAAGGACAAUGAGCCGGAUGACGAGGACAUCACGCCAAUUGAGGAUGAGGACAUGCCGGAAGAUGAUGACGAAAAGCCGAAAGUGGAUGGCGGCAAGCCGAAAGGGGAUGACAAUGAGAGUGAUACUAAGAAGGACGAGCCAAAAGGGGAUGACGACGGGCCGAAAGGGAAGGACAAUGAGCCGGAUGACGUCGCGCCGAUUGAGGAUGAGGAAGAGUCGAAAGUGGAUGACGACAAGCCGAAAGGGAAUGACAAUGAGAGUGAUACUAAGAAGGGAUGA
Messenger RNA from Salvia hispanica, 951 nucleotides. Lineage: Eukaryota; Viridiplantae; Streptophyta; Magnoliopsida; Lamiales; Lamiaceae. The record is from RefSeq and is a predicted model, not a curated record.